This is a messenger RNA of Rhagoletis zephyria (snowberry fruit fly), 1455 nucleotides long. NCBI's taxonomy places the organism in Eukaryota, Metazoa, Arthropoda, Insecta, Diptera, Tephritidae. The record is from RefSeq and is a predicted model, not a curated record.
AUGGUUCGCUCUGCCGAGCUCUGCGGCACUGGCCUCACCUCUCUGGCCGGCGGCCGUUUGGUGGCUCGUGAGCAGGUGAACGCCCUCACCGCCUACAUCGACGGUUCGCAGAUCUACGGAAGCAGUGUGGAGCUGGCGAGACACCUGAGAGCGAAAAGUAGUCCUGAUCGAGGACUGUUAAAGACUAAUAUAGUGGAUGGAAGGGAGUACCUGCCCCUUAGUGAGGAGCAUCCGAUGGACUGUCAGCUGCAGCCGAGGUCAGGUGGAGGUGGUGGUAAAGGAAGUGGUUCUGGUUCUGGUGCUGGUGGUCUCAUGGACUGCUUCCUCGCCGGCGACCACCGCGCCAAUGAGCACAUUGGCUUGCUAGUGAUGCACAACCUGUGGCUACGGCAACAUAACCGCCUGGCACAGGAGUUGAGACGCCUUCAUCCCGACUGGAACGGCGAGCGUCUCUACCAGGAGACAAAGUUGAUUGUCGGUGCUCAGCUGCAGCUAAUCACCUAUCGAGACUGGCUGCCGAAGAUCAUUGGGAAGAGGGCCAUGACCCGUCUGCUGGGUCCCUAUCGUGGCUACAACGCCUCCAUCGAUGCCUCCAUCUCCAACGUUUUUGCCACGGCGGCGAUGCGUUUCGGCCACACUCUGGUGCGAUCGGAGCUGGUUCGAAAGCUGCUGAUGAGAAAGAAGGAGAAAACGACAGUUUCUGCUGGUGUUUCUUCAAGCGGAAACCAAACCAAAGCCCACCACCAAAAAGAUGACCACCCAAACAUGAACCUGCGUGCCCUCUUCUUCGCCUCUCACCUGCUCUACGAACCGGCGUUGGUCGACUCGCUGCUGAUCGGCCUCGCCGCCACGCCCCUAAAGCGACCCGGCCUCGCGGAGCAGGCCAUCAGCGCCGAACUGACCGAGCAUCUCUUUGAGCGCUCUCGAGAGGCGCCGCUUGAUCUAGCUUCGCUGAACAUUCAACGCGGCCGCGAUCACGCCCUCCCCACCUACAACAGCUGGCGUCGAUUUUGCGGCCUGAAGGAGGCGGCCACCUUUGAGGAGCUGCCCAUUGGAAACAGUUCGACCACUGUUCGCCGGAAGCUGGCCCGUCUCUACGGAAGUACGGAGAACUUGGAUCUUUGGGUGGGCGGCAUCCUCGAGGAGAUCAUCCCUGAAGAAGACGGAAGUUUACCCAAAGUGGGUGCCACCUUUCGCUGUCUGCUUUCGGAGCAGUUUCGCCGCCUGCGAGACGGCGACCGGCACUGGUUCGAGGCGGAGGGCAUUUUCACCCCAAACCAAAGGGCCGAACUGGAGCGGAGCACCAGCCUGGCGGAGAUCGUCUGCGCUAACAGCGACGGCGGAAGGGCUGCCGAUUCGCAGUUUCCGGUGGACGCAUUUUUGCUGCCAAAUGAUGAGGGGAAUCCACUGGUCAACUGCGCCAGCCUGCCCAAGCUCGAUCUGAGCAAGUGGUAA